This is a messenger RNA of Cylicocyclus nassatus, 1326 nucleotides long. Lineage: Eukaryota; Metazoa; Nematoda; Chromadorea; Rhabditida; Strongylidae. The record is from the annotation of a GenBank genome assembly.
CCGCAACCAGUCGCGAACAGUCAGCUCAUCCUGGAUAUCAUCUAUCAGCUACGCUAAGCAGACAAAAUGACGAUCGAAAAGCGACAACGAGUUAUGCUCGUGCUAUGCCUGAUAUUUGGCAUAUGGCAUAUGGGCACACAAUGGACAACUACUUUAUUGUCUUUUCUACAAUGGGAUACUGUUGAAGUGAUGACUAUAGUUGAUCUAGGCUAUAUUCAAGCAUUUGGCAGUGUUUGUAAUGCUAUUGGAGCUCUAGCUUUCGGACAGAUGGCAGAUUCUGCCGGUCCUAAAGCUAUGUUCAUGUUAUCCUGCUUAUUUACUGCCAUUUAUUAUUCGGGAAUUUCUAUCGCCAAGUCAUGGUAUGGAUUUUUUUUCCUCCAGAUUCUCCGUUUUGGUUACCAGUUAGACAGCACUGCAGAGAUGUACUUGGCUACGGUAACUACAGAGAGAGAAAGGACAGGAGCUCUGAUGAGACUUACAUUCCCUCAGGCGUUGGCCAUGUUCUUCGGACCAAUUGUUGGCUCAAAAAUCGCCGCAUACACUUCACUUCGAAUUUCACAAUUCAUAUGCGGUGUAGCACUUCUGGCUACAUUAUUACCAGUGCUCAUCUUCCUUCUACCAACUACUCAUUCGAUCCCUCGUCUGGCUACAGCACGUCUACGACCACAAGAUUAUUGGCCAAUGGUUACGAAAAAUACCGCUUUGAAAGAAGGCUUAGUCCUCCGAGCUAUCGUGGUCUCAUCAUACGUUUGCUUCGAAAUGAUUUCGAGAAAUUUCCUGCUACGUUCUUACAUGAGGGACACCAACGAUUCGGCCAUUGUACUCUUAGUCAUGGCCUUUUCUCUGCUCGGAGUGCAAUUCGUUGUGUUGCCGAUUCUGCAAAGGAAAGCAAGUCCGAGAACGUUGCUGCAAAUUGCUAUGAGCGGAUUGAUACUUUGCUAUUUCGCCGUUUCUUUCACCACAAAUUUCGAACAACUUCUCGUCAUUAUUGCCAUACAAACGGGUGCUUAUGCCGUCGCUUAUGCCGAGUCUUCCACACAAAUCACUAGUGCCGUCGAAAUCACCGACCUUGGCAAGGCAACAGGACUUGCGUCAACCGUUCAGUGGAUCUCCCACUUUGUUUUACCUAUCUACGCUUCACACCUUGUCGAAAAUUAUCACUUUACCUAUGCAUUUUACACCUCUACUCUUCUUUCCAUUAUCGGACUCGUCUAUGUGUCCAUAUUUGCAAAGAACACCAACAACAGGUUAGGAUCUCUGCUGCCGAGUCUUACUGUAACUUAUUGAUUCCACUGCUGCUGUGUAUAAUAAAUAUUCAAUUUUGCA